UCGUUUUAGUAGACUGUAUCUGUGCUCUCAGGCUGAAAAAAAAAACUUGUCAAAAGUGUCAGUUUGUCUCCGUACUUAUUUUGAGGUAACUAACCGCCACGAUGUCGGACGCUCCAGCCCGCCCCAUGAAGUUCCCCUACACCAUCUCCGCGAAAAUCGCGCAGUUCCCAAUGAAGUUCUAUCUCCAAAACCAGUGGAUCUGGCGCUACUGGAUGGUCGGAAUCGCCGUCUCUAUUCCAGUAUUCUACAAAAUACACAAACUGGCUAACUCACCUGGCAAUGUCAGCAAAUGGGCAGAGAUCCGCAGGAAGGAGGCAGAAGGACACCACUAAUCAAAUCUGUAGGGUGCCUGGGAUGUUUAAUGUAAAUGUACGAACAUUAUGUUAUAAGCGAAGUAAUAAAAUCAUGUCUUUAGUUUAAA
Molecule: messenger RNA, 421 nt
Organism: Ostrinia nubilalis (European corn borer)
Lineage: Eukaryota; Metazoa; Arthropoda; Insecta; Lepidoptera; Crambidae
Gene: roh
Exons: 3
Coding region: 102-332 (76 amino acids)
Source: RefSeq, a predicted model, not a curated record